This is a messenger RNA of Eimeria necatrix, 1497 nucleotides long. RefSeq lists its product as hypothetical. Gene Ontology annotation, molecular function: nucleic acid binding. The record is from RefSeq and is a predicted model, not a curated record. Gene Ontology annotation, biological process: DNA integration. The transcript has 9 exons. NCBI's taxonomy places the organism in Eukaryota, Apicomplexa, Conoidasida, Eucoccidiorida, Eimeriidae. The coding region runs from base 1 to 1497 and encodes 498 amino acids.
AUGCGCGCGUAUACUACUGCCUAUGUUGAUUCCUCUACUCACUGUCAUACUUCUAAGUCUCUGAGCCAGACACCUGCAGGCCUUCUUCAACAGUUGCUCAUCCCUUCUCGUCGCUGGGCAUACGUGAGUCUCGACUUUAUCACGGAUCUUCCCCUUACAAAGACAGGGCACGACUGGAUUCUCGUGAUGGUCGACUCCCUCAGCAAGAUUGCUCAUUUCGUUCCUGCAAAGAAGCCAUUCACAGCAGCAGACACCGUGGAGCUUCUCGCAGAGCGUCUUAUCCGCUGUCACGGUUUUCCAGAGGUGCUCCUAUCGGACCGGGAGCCCCGCUUCCAUUCGGAUCUUUGGAACCAGCUCUUUCGCCGCUUUAACAUCAAACGGUGCAUGUCCUCAUUCUACCAUCCCCAAAGCGACGGCCAAACUGAAAGGGUUUACCGCACACUGGAGCAGAUGCUUCAUACCUACAUGCAGUCUGACGAACGCGAAGCACAGAGUCACAUCCUGAAGGCAAAAUGGCAGCAGAAGUACUACGCAGACACAAAGCGCCGAGCAGUGGAGUAUGCGGAGGGAGACAAGCUAGUUCCCCACCGCCCCCGCCCUCCCGCUUUAGUUCCCUCGGCAGCCGACGCUGCCUGGCCUCUUAUCCGCGAUGCAACAGGGAAUACCACAGAGGAGAAUGAAGCCGAUUGUAUUAUGGACCAACGCGGCUCGGGAGAUGAAGCCCAGUACCUCGAUGGGCAACCUUCAACGAGGAGAGGGGAGGGAGCGCUGCGCACCGCAUGCGCUCACGGUGUCAGCUCCAGAAGAGAAUGGAAAUUGAAAAGGGAAGAGGCUCCGUACGAGAAGACGGACAGCAGCGGGAAGCCAACAGAGGUAGCACAAAAGGGCUACGGGCCAGAAGCACCAGAGAGUGUGCCGCAGUGGUGGCGGGAGACUUGUGUGAAGGAAACUUACCACCAAGGGGGAGCAGUGUGUUCUGUGGGUGCGACAGCGGUGCAACAAUUUGGUGUGGCAGGGAGUCUGUGUGAGGCGCUCUUGGACACAGAGGCCUCGAGAAACUUUAUGAGUCCUAAAACAGUCGAAUGGCAUCAGCUCAAGUACUUGGGCUGGAUUGGCUGGCUGAAAACUGGCUUUUCCCGAAGCUCGCUCGCCUGUGGCACGGAGGUUCUCGGACGAAUGGCAAGGUGCUGCAGGAGUAUCAGGCGGCUUUUCUCGACAUUUUGCGUAAGGGAUUACUGCCGGAGCGCCCUCAAGAUCCUCAUAUCCUACUGGCACCUAGGAAACUACCGGCGAAAUCUGCGAUAUACCGCUUUGAAUGCCCUUACAAUAGCCCCUGAUUUUCUGCUAUCUCCUAUUCAAACCAUUCUGGAGAUGCUGGCAGGUGCCACGUAUUUUCCUACUCUUGACUUUGAAACAGGAUUCCACCAGAUACGUAUGGCUAAGGAGGGUCGCUGGAAGACGGACUCCCGUUCCGUUCUGCGGUUAUUCGAGUAUUGA